This is a messenger RNA of Thlaspi arvense, 1569 nucleotides long. The record is from the annotation of a GenBank genome assembly. Lineage: Eukaryota; Viridiplantae; Streptophyta; Magnoliopsida; Brassicales; Brassicaceae.
UUAUUUGUCAUUUCUUAUUCUCAAAUAAUGGAAUUGAAUUGUGUUCAGUUUCUUCAAAACAAGACGAUUCUUGUCACCGGCGCUACCGGUUUCCUUGCGAAGGGUAGGUUCUUUAAUUUUCCAUUUGAUUUUGAUGUGAAGAAGCUGUACCUUGUGGUGAGAGCAUCCGACAAUGAAGCCGCGACAAAACGCUUGAAGGCAGAGGUACUCGAGAAAGUUCUUUUUAAGGUGUUGAGGGAGAAUCUUGGAGAAGAGAAUUUGAAUACAUUGUUGUCCGAAAAAAUUGUCCCGGUCGCAGGUGAUAUCUCGACCAAUGAUUUGGGCGUGAAGGACUCUAAUCUCAGAGAACGUAUGCAAAAUGAAAUCGAUGUUGUUGUUAAUGUCGCAGCCACAACAAACUUUGACGAAAGAUAUGAUGUCGGGCUUGGAAUCAACACAUUUGGAGCUCUCAAUGUCCUUAACUUUGCCAAAAAAUGUGUUAAAGCACAAUUGCUUCUCCAUGUCUCAACUGUCUUCUAUUUUUCUCUAGCUUAUGUUUGUGGAGAAAAGCCGGGUCUCAUAAGGGAAAAACCAUUUGCAAUGGAAGAGAUUCGUAGUAAGAAUGGUCUUCAAUUGGAUAUAAACCUUGAAAUGGAACUGAUGAAGCAAAGAUUGAAAGAACUCCAUGAACAAGAUUGUCCAGAAGAGGAGAUUGAUCUCUCCAUGAAAGAACUUGGAAUGGAAAGGGCCAAACUUCAUGGAUGGCCGAACACAUAUGUUUUCACCAAAUCAAUGGGAGAGAUGCUUCUUGGUAACCAUAGAGAACAUCUUCCUCUGGUCAUUAUCCGUCCCACGAUGAUCACAAGCACUCUUUAUGAACCAUUUCCUGGUUGGAUCGAAGGGCUAAGAACUGUAGAUAGCGUGAUUAUUGCAUACGGAAAAGGAGUGCUCAAGUGUUUUCUUGUCGAUGUGAACUCAGUCUGCGAUAUGAUACCCGUGGAUAUGGUGGCAAACGCGAUGAUCACGGCUGCUGCUACACAUGCCGGAGGUUCAGGGAUUUACAUGGUGUACCAUGUGGGUUCAUCUCACCAGAAUCCAGUGACAUUUGGUGACAUUCAUGAGAUCGCGGUUCAUUAUUUCACCAAAAACCCUUUGCGCAGUCGCAAUGGCUCGCUCAUAGCCGUCUCAAAAAUGAGGCUCAUAUCAACCAUGGCUUCGUUCAGCCUCUACAUGACCAUACGUUUCAAACUACCUCUACAGGUACUAAUAUUAUUGAAAUUAAUUGACCUAAUAUAUCCUUGGAGAAACGGAGAUAUAUACGGAGACAAGAACCGCAAGAUCAAAUUGGGGAUGCGACUGGUAGAGCUUUACGAGCCUUACGUACUCUUCAAGGGCAUGUACGUAUUAGUUCUUUUUCUUUUUACAUUUGACGAUAGAAAUACUAAGAGCUUAUGUGCCAAUCAAAAGAAAGCAGAGAGCAAAAAUUCAAAAGGAUCGAUGUUUGAUUUCGACCCAAAAGGCAUUAAUUGGGAAGAUUAUCUCACAAAUAUACAUAUCCCUGGCCUCAUCACACACGUGCUUAAAAAAUAA